CAAAAAUGCUCAAUACCAUCAUAUUACUUAUAAAAUGAACUAUUUUUUAAUAUAUGUAGCAAGAUUGUCCAGGCGUUAAGGCGUUGUUUAAAUUCAUAUUUGCACUUUGAUACCAAAAUUCUAGAUGUCUUUAGCAAGUUGUAUACUAUUACUAUGUUUAGGACGUUUUCUUGUUCCAGCAUUGGCGGUAAUAAACGGUUCUGAAGAUUUCGAGUUUUUAAACUGGGAAGAUGAUACCACUCAUCUGAACAAUGAUGUGGAAUUCUUGAGGGAUAUUAUGUCAAGCAAUGUAAGAAAUCACAACUUCGAUGACGAAGUUCAAAUAAUAGGGUCCAGUAAAUCGGAUGAUAAAACCGCAGUAACAGAUGUGAUACCCAAACAAGACCAAGGACGUUUUACUGUUCCGGCAUUGACGGUAACACCAGAUUAUAACGAAGAUAAUCCACUUAUAAUGGAUCUACGUACUCUACUUGGCAACGAAGCGCAAUUCUUCAGUGAAAAUACACCAAGGAAAAUCGUAAAUGAGAACUCCGACGAAGUUGUAAUUGUCGGGUCCAGUAAAUCGGACGAACCCAGAUAUUAUAAUCCUAUUAACAAAUUUUGGCAGCAAGAAAAGUGUGAACAAUUGAAAGUGAACAUCGAGAAAAUUUUCCAGUACGACCCAGAGACGAAAAUUCUCGACUCUCCGACAAGGUGGAUUAAAGUCGAAGAGGACGAAAAUAGUUUUUUCAGGGCAUUGUCUUUAUGGGUAUGUGGCACGGAGAGCAGCCAUCAUGUCAUCCGACAACGUGUUUCAGAGGUAGUAAGAACUGAUCGACGUAUGAUAGCUUUUCUAGGAAAAGAAAACCAUAGUGCAUACUUAGCAUCACAGAUACCACAAACAUCUUAUGCAACUAAAGUAGAAAUAAAGGCAUCGACUAUUCUUUUGAAUACAUCGAUAUAUGUGUAUACAAGAUCUAAACAGACUUGGGAUUUAUUUAAAAAACACAAAUACCCCCCAAAGAAAACAGAUAAGUGUAUUUAUCUUCAGCGUAUUUCGGAAAAUGGUUAUUGCGUUGUGACAGAUGUUAAACCCGAUCAAGAGUACCAAGGAUAUUUCUUCAACCCUGAGUGGCCACUUGACGAUGAAAUAAAAAACGCUUUGUUAAGUCAACCGGAUGAAAUCAGAUUUUUUAAUCCUGUCGACAAAGAUUGGCAAAAGGCAAAAUGUGAUGAAUUUGAAAAAUUGGAACUCAAAAGAAAUUUCCAGUAUGACGAAACACCGUUAAUUCUCACCAUUCCGAAGAAAUUGGUUAUAAUAACUAAAGACGAAAAUUGUUUCUUCAGAGCACUUUCUUAUGUGGUCACUGGCAUAGAAAACUAUCAUCAAAUUAUCCGUCAGCUCGUAACUGAUGUUGUUCUUUGUGAUACUGGUCUUCAAAAUUUAUUUAAAAAUGAGUACUCAAGCUCAAUAAUACAAACUACUUUGACCACUGACUUAGAGAUAAUCGCUUCGACUCUUCUUUUGGAUACAUCAAUAUUUGUGUAUUCACACGAUAAACGGAAAUGGGACUUAUAUAACAAGGACAUUAUUAACAAAUCCCCAGUGAAUAAAAAUGAUAUGAGUAUUUACAUGAGCCAAUCGUCACCAGAUAAAUAUGAUGUUGUCGAAGGUGUAGAGGACUUUUUUGAUGAUGAAGAGAUGCUUGAUAAUUAUUAUACAUCAGAUUUAGACUCUAAUGUCAUAUACAACUAUUAUUAAUGAUUAUUGGAAUUUCUUAUGAAGUAAUAAAGUACAAAUAUUAAGCUAAUGUUUGUUAUUGAUUAAAAUAGAUAGGUUGGAUGAUAUGAAUUGUAUUAUUAGAAUACGAUUUAUUCAUAAGCUCGACUAAAUAAUACAAAAACAUUAAAAAAUGUAUUUAUUAAAAUCCUGUGUACCA
Molecule: messenger RNA, 1919 nt
Organism: Adelges cooleyi (spruce gall adelgid)
Lineage: Eukaryota; Metazoa; Arthropoda; Insecta; Hemiptera; Adelgidae
Exons: 8
Coding region: 125-1741 (538 amino acids)
Biological process (GO): protein deubiquitination
Molecular function (GO): cysteine-type deubiquitinase activity
Source: RefSeq, a predicted model, not a curated record